AUGGCGUGGCAACCCUCGCCCGAGUCUCUCCAGACUCUGGCCGUCUAUCUCAAGGACUCUCUCAGCGGCUUCGACAAGGCAGCUCAGAAGAAGGCCGAGCUGAUGCUGUCACAAGCCAAAACCUCACCAGACUUCAACAACUACCUAGCCUACCUCUUCUCCAGCGCCGAACCGCCCUCGGGCCUCCAGUUCUCCGCGCAAGAUUAUGGCCUUGUUCGGUCCGCCGCGGCGAUCAUGCUGAAAAACAAUGUCAAGUUCAAUUUCAAGCAGAUCCCCGAGGCCUCGCUGGGUCUGAUCAAGAUGGCCGUUCCUCUCGGCAUACAAGACAAGUCUCCCCAGAUUCGAAGCUACGCCGGAAAUAUUGCAACAGAGCUCAUCAGCCGCGUGGGGAUAUACUCGUGGCCCGAGUUCCUCCCGGAGCUUCUCAAGAUGAUCGGGAAUGAGACCGGUCAGGUGUCUCCGGAGGGCCAGGAGGGCGCAAUGGCGGCCAUGGCCAAGAUCUGCGAGGACAACUUCAAGAUAUUGCAGCGCGAGCAGAACGGCCAGAGGCCACUCAACUAUCUCCUGCCCAAGUUCAUCCAGGCGACCAAGAGCAGCCUGCCAAAAGUGCGCGCCCAGGCUCUGACUGCCAUCAACGUCUUCACGCCGCGCAAGACCCAGGCCAUGCUCACCUGCAUAGACGACCUCCUCCAGGCUCUCUUCACCUUGGCCAACGACGCCGACGAGGAUGUUCGACGCCAGGUUUGCCGCUGCUUCGUGCAACUGGUUGACACGAGGCCCGACAAGCUGACACCCCACAUCGCUGGCCUGGUGGAUUAUAUCAUCACACAGCAGAAGAGUGAGGAUGAAGAGCUUGCGUGCGAGGCGGCCGAGUUCUGGCUCACAGUCGGCGAGCAUGAAAACCUGUGGCAGGCUCUGAACCCGUACAUUCAAAAGAUCAUCCCCGUCCUCCUGGAGUCGAUGGUCUACGGCGGCGAGGAUAUUGCUCUGCUGGGUGGUGCGUCGGACGACGAGGAAGAGGAGGACCGCGUGGAGGAUAUCAAGCCUCAGUUCGCGCAAAACAAGUCGGCGCGCAAACUCGCCGCGCAUCAUUCGGCGGAUGCCGCUGAGAACGGCAACGCGUACCAGAAGCUUGCCAGCAUGGACAACGACCUGGAAGAGGGUGAAAUUGACGAGAUUGACGAUGAGUUUGGUGACGAGAAUCCGGAUGAGAAAUGGACUCUGCGAAAAUGCUCUGCGGCCGCGUUGGACGUCUUUGCGCGCGAUUUCAAGGACCCCGUCUUCGAGUGUAUCCUCCCGUAUUUGACGACAAAUCUGAAGCACGAGGAGUGGCCGCGUCGAGAGGCUGCUGUCCUCGCCCUCGGUGCUGUCGCAGAGGGCUGCAUCACGGUUGUGACGCCUCACCUGCCGGAGCUGGUUUCGUACCUCAUCUCCCUCUUAAACGACCCAGAGCCCAUUGUUAGACAGAUCACAUGCUGGACGCUCGGCCGCUACUCGUCGUGGGCUGCCAACCUGAAAGACCCACAACAAUUACAGGCGUAUUUUGUGCCGAUGAUGGAGGGCAUCCUGCACAAGAUGCUCGACAAGAACAAGAAGGUCCAGGAGGCUGGUGCGUCGGCCAUGGCGAACCUCGAGGAAAAGGCCGGAAAGGUCCUAGAGCCAUACACCGGGCCGAUCGUUCAGCAGUACAUCCGCUGUUUCGCCAAGUACAAGGACAAGAACAUGUACAUUCUCUACGACUGUGUUCAGACGCUUGCCGAGAAUGUCGGGCCUGUUUUGUCGCUGCCAGAGCAUUCGAGCCAGCUGAUGCCCGCCCUGAUCGACCGAUGGCAGAAGGUUGCCGAUGAGUCGCGCGAGGUAUUCCCGCUGCUUGAGUGCUUGUCUUACGUCGCCAUGGCGAUGAGAGAUGCCUUUGCUCCCUACGCGCACCCUAUCUUCAGGCGCUGUGUCACCAUCAUCCACCAGAAUCUCGAGCAGACCUUGGCGGCCAAGACCAACCACAACUACGAUCAACCCGACAAGGACUUCCUCGUUACAAGUCUCGACCUCUUGAGCGCCAUUAUCCAGUGUCUUGAGGAUGACAAGGCCCAGGCUCUUGUCAAGGACGCAGACCCAGCUUUUUUUGAGCUCUUGAAUUUGUGUAUGGAGGACCCAGCGGAUGAAGUCCGACAGUCAGCGUACGCUCUUCUUGGCGAUUGCGCCAAGUAUGUUUUCCCACAACUGCAGAACCACCUAUCAUCGAUAUUCCCCAUCCUGCUCAGGCAGCUCGACUUUGAUAAUGUAGUCGACGAAGACAUCGAGGGCUGUUUCAGUGUAGUCAACAACGCCUGUUGGAGCGCUGGAGAGGUCGCCAUCCAGAAUGGAAAGAGUACGGCGCCGUACGUGAACGACCUGAUGGAGCGUUUCGUGCAGAUCAUGGUCAAUCCGACUGUGCCCGUCAGCGUGACAGAGAAUGCCGCCAUCGCCCUUGGCCGCUUGGGCCUGCAGAACGCAGACAUCUUGGGGCCUCACCUGUCGACAUUUGCCGACGAGUUCCUGAGUGCCAUGACCGAGCUGGACUCUACAGACGAGAAAGCGAGCGCUCUGAAGGGGUUCACGAUGAUUGUCGGCCAAAACCCGCAGGCGAUGGAGAAGAGCAUGUUAUCGUACUUCCAGUGCAUAGCGCAGUACGACACGAGGUUGCCGAGCGAUAUCAAUCGCGAAUUACAUGAUCUUUUCCAGAAGAUCAUCGAUGUCUAUCGGCAAAUGAUUCCUCAGUUCGAUCAAUUCCUCAACCAACUACCUGCUGCGGAUCGCGAGGCUCUGAAAAGCAGCUACACCAUGUAG
Molecule: messenger RNA, 2826 nt
Organism: Cryphonectria parasitica EP155
Lineage: Eukaryota; Fungi; Ascomycota; Sordariomycetes; Diaporthales; Cryphonectriaceae
Exons: 3
Coding region: 1-2826 (941 amino acids)
Biological process (GO): protein import into nucleus
Cellular component (GO): nucleus; cytoplasm
Molecular function (GO): nuclear import signal receptor activity; small GTPase binding
Source: RefSeq, a predicted model, not a curated record